AUGCCCAUUCGAAAGGUGGCUGUGAUCGGAGCCAGUGGGAAUGUUGGCAAGUCUACUGUUCAGGCCCUAUUGCAGGAGGGUUUCGAAGUCACAGGCUUGACUCGAGAAUUAUCAAACAUCACUACUCCACAGGGCGUUAAACUUGUCGAGACCGACUACUCUGAAGAUUCGAUUGUUGCAGCCCUCAAAGGCCACGAUGCUGUUGUCAGCACAGUCUCUAGUAUUGCCGUUGGCCAGGCACUGGCCUUCCAAAAGACAGUUGUCGAUGCCGCAAUCAAGGCUGGAGCAAAGGUUUUCGUUCCCUCGGAGUUCGGCAUCGACACAGCGAAUCCCGAGGCGCCUAAGAUUAUUCCUUUACUUCGGGAUAAGGUUGACACUCUCGACUAUAUCAAGAGUAAGCAGGACACAAUUUCAUGGAUCGCUAUUAUCUCCGGAUCUAUGUUUGACUGGGGCUUGAGUAUUCCUGGAUUCGGUGGCUUCAAUGUUAGGGCACGGACCGCUACACUCUUUGACGGGGGCAAUAUCGCUUAUGAAGCCACCAACUUGGACCAAGUUGGGAGGGGGAUUGCCAAAAGUUUGAAGAAUAUCGACGUCACGCGUAACCAAUAUGUCUACAUUAAUAGCUUCACCGUGACACAAAACGACGUGCUUCAUGCUCUCGAAAGAGCUACAGGAGAGAAGUUCGAGCUAUCUGAGGGGACUGCUCGUGGCCUUUGGGAGACAAGCACUGAGCAGGUCAAGAACGGGAACCCGCUGGGCACAUUGGAUCAGAUCUCCAGUGCCAUAUAUGGUGAGGGAGGUGCCGCCAACUACUCGGUUGACAAAGGACUAUGGAAUGAUAAGAUUGGCUUGGCAGGCGAGAAUCUGGAAGCUUUUGUCGAAUCUUAUAUUUCGAAGGCUUAA
Molecule: messenger RNA, 903 nt
Organism: Clonostachys rhizophaga
Lineage: Eukaryota; Fungi; Ascomycota; Sordariomycetes; Hypocreales; Bionectriaceae
Source: the annotation of a GenBank genome assembly